This is a messenger RNA of Periophthalmus magnuspinnatus, 2619 nucleotides long. It is a transcript of the gene wfikkn2a, whose product is annotated as info WAP, follistatin/kazal, immunoglobulin, kunitz and netrin domain containing 2a. Lineage: Eukaryota; Metazoa; Chordata; Actinopteri; Gobiiformes; Gobiidae. The record is from RefSeq and is a predicted model, not a curated record. Bases 30 to 1733 code for a protein of 567 amino acids. The transcript is spliced from 3 exons. Gene Ontology annotation, molecular function: serine-type endopeptidase inhibitor activity; protein binding. Gene Ontology annotation, cellular component: extracellular region.
UUGCCUGUGGUGUCUGCUCCGCUGCGGACAUGUGGUGGAUGCUGUUCCCCCGGUGGAUUUGGUUCGUCUCGGGACUGCUCUUGUGGAACACACGACGAGUCAGAGCGAUGCCGCUGGGUCAGGUGCCCAAACUGGUGUAUUCCCACGCGGGUCUGUGUCCGAACGAGCUGAACCCGAACUUGUGGGUGGACGCGAUGAGCACCUGCAUGAGAGAGUGCGAGUCUGAUCAGGACUGCGAGUCUUUUGAGAAGUGUUGUCCCAAUGUGUGCGGAAACAAAAGCUGUGUGGCGGCGCGUUACAUCGAUGUCAAAGGCAACAAGGGCCCCAUUGGAAUGCCGAAGGGGGCCACCUGCGACAAGUUCAUGUGCUCCCAGCAGGGCUCCGAGUGCGACAUCUGGGACGGACAGCCCGUGUGCAAGUGCCGCGACCGCUGCGAGAGGGAGCCCCAUUUCACGUGCGCGUCUGACGGGAUGACCUACUACAACAAGUGCUACAUGGACGCGGAGGCCUGCUCCAAGGGUAUCUCUAUCACUGAGGUCACCUGCAGAUUCCACCUGACCUGGCCCAACACCAGCCCCCUACCUGACGAGACCACCCUCCACCCAACCACCGCCCUGCAGACCACCCUCCCCGCGGACAUCCAGCCGCCCGCCAUCCACAGCCCCGUCACCCGGCAGACCGUUUUCGUGGGCGACACUGCCAGCUUCCUGUGCGAGGUGUCCGGCAAGCCCCAUCCGGACAUCACUUGGGAGAAGCAGAUCAAGGGCCGCGAGAACACCGUGCUCCGGCCCAACCACGUCAGGGGCAACACUGUGGUCACCAACAUCGGCCAGCUGGUCAUCUACAACGCGCAACUGCAAGAUGCCGGCAUCUACACCUGCACUGCCAAGAACGUAGGGGGUAGCGCAUCUGCUCACUUCCCUCUGGCGGUCAUCAAGAAAGAAGCAAGAGUCAACAGUACAAAUCUACCAUUCCCAGCUGAGGAAUGCCUGAAGUCGCCGGAUACGGAUCACUGUGGGGAGGAUACAAUGAGCUGGUACUACGAAUCCAAGCGGAACAACUGCUUCCCGUUCACCUACAGCCAGUGCAACAAAAACCGCAACCACUUCGACACAUACGAAGCCUGCAUGCUAUCCUGCGGGGGUGAGCUAGCCGCGCCGUGCAGCCUGCCUAGCCUCCAGGGUCCCUGCAAGUCCUACGAACCUCGAUGGGCGUACAGCAGCGUCCUCAAGAAAUGCCAAUCGUUCGUUUACGGAGGCUGCGGCGGCAAUGAGAACAACUUUGAGUCCAAGGAGGUGUGCGACGAGUCUUGCCCAUUUCCGAAAAACCACAACUGCAAGAUGUGUAAACCGCGCGGUAAGAUGAUAGCUAGCUUCUGUAAGAGCGAUUUCGUGAUCCUGGGACGCGUGACGGAGUUGACGGAGGAGCAGGAAUCAGGUCACGCGCUCAUCACCGUGGACGAGAUUCUGAAAGAUGACAAAAUGGGGUUGAGGUUUUUCGGGAAGGAGCCCCUAGAGGUGACUUUGCUAAAUAUGAACUGGAAUUGCCCCUGUCCGAACAUCACGGUAGCAGACAGUGCGAUCAUCAUCAUGGGGGACGUCCACAAUGGCAUGGCCGUGUUGCAGCCAGAUAGCUUUGUCGGUGCGUCAAGCAGCAGGAGGGUAAGGAAGCUACGCGAGGUGGUGCACAAGAAUACCUGCCACUUUCUCAAAGAGUUCCCCGCUGCUCAGUAGGUUCAACUGGGCUGUAGAAGGAUCAGGAACAGAGGUGGGUAGGAUACGCAAUGUAUUUUACUCAAGUAAGAUACUACUACUACUAAAGUACUCUUACUAAAAUAUAAGUUAAUUAAAAGUAGUGAUUCAAGUAAUUAUUCACGUAAAAAGUAUUUGUGAAACUAGUGCAAAUUCUACUUAUGUACGUUUUAAAAGUUAAGUCUUAUAGAUAUGAUCAUGAAGACAAAAAUAUAUGAAACAAUGUGAAAAUGCUGGUCUUUUCACAUAAAUCUGAAGGUUGUGUUCACGCUAAUUAAACUGGAAGUAAACCCUGACUAGACCAGGUCUAAGUCAGGACUAGAACAGUACCAAAUCAAGUCUACCGGAAGAACUAAACUGGGACCAAACUAGAAACAAACCAACCUAAACCAAACCUAACUCAGAUUAGAAUUGUGAACGCAGUCUAUGGUAGAAAUAACGCUUUCAAAGGUGUUCUUCAUACUAAACAGUUUUGUCACUUUUAGACUUACACACAUGGGUAAAAAAAUAAUACAGUAAUGUAACUUAAGUACAAAUAAAAAGUGCAGUAAAUAUUACAGUAUCUGACUGCUGCCCACCCACCUCUGCUCAGACUGGCUCAGGACCUCACCUCACCAGCUCACACUCUUCAGGUACGUGCUCUCCGCAGAGGGCACUGUCAGGGCAUCGCAUAGGCAUUAGCAUGGACAUUAGCAUACAUACUGUGUACUCGGCCUCCGAAAUCUACUUGGGUUCAGCUUCUGGUGUUUACACUACGCAAUAGGACGCAAGUACCAGAGGAGCAGUACGGUGGGCUGUUUCUCCUGUUAAAGCAGAAAUGCCAAACCGAGACGUACAGUACAGUGGCUCUGAAGGACAAAACAUGCAC